This is a messenger RNA of Drosophila santomea, 2639 nucleotides long. RefSeq names its product putative mediator of RNA polymerase II transcription subunit 26. The record is from RefSeq and is a predicted model, not a curated record. The transcript is spliced from 3 exons. Lineage: Eukaryota; Metazoa; Arthropoda; Insecta; Diptera; Drosophilidae. Bases 201 to 1919 code for a protein of 572 amino acids.
UUUUGAACGCUAGCACCGCUCCGAUUCCGACUCCGACUCCGCAUUCGAAUCUUAUAGACACUAAAACCCAACGAACCCGGCCGUGUACCCUUGCUAUUUUUUUUCUGGUUCUCAAAGACACAAAUGUAUUAAAAAGUGCAUAGAAUAUAUAUAAUAAAAAUCGGAUUUUGUGAAACUGUGAAUUGUGAUCUGGAAUCGCCAUGAGAUUAGCGCUAGUAUUGGGCACUCUUAGUGCCAUAUUGUGCUUGGCCAGCGGCUUGAGCCAUUCAGAGGGGAGUGGUUCAAAGGGCAAUGGAUUUCCCAAAAAGGUUACCACCCUGAAGAAGCGACCAACCAAAACGCCAACGACAGUGCCAAUUGCCAUCAGCAGAGCCACCACUUUGAAGCCCAGUAAGCCACGCGUAAAGAUCGGCACAUCGGCAACCACCAAAAGCACCACCAAAGCACCGGCCUUAACCGAGACAUUUGGCAAUCUGCCGGCGGAUGAUUUGGAAUUCAUUAAGGAGCUGGACAAGCAGUUCAAGCUGCACGGAGACAAGAUCAAGAUUAAGGUGGAGAGGGAUAAUUCCACGAGUAGCGGUGGCAAGAACAGCAAGAGGACCAUCGAGGGGGACUUGGGAUACGGCUACUCGCAUCCUGGCUAUGAUUACACGCCGCCCAAGUUCAUGUUCUAUCCGUACUCGCAGCAUGACAUUCCCUCGGGCUUCGCCCAUCCCCAGCCACUUCCAGAGGAGCAGGAGGAGCCACACCAGCCGCCGGCAGUGCACCACCACCACAACCACGAGCAAGUGACCAGCGUGACCAUCGAACCCUCGUACUCCUACGAGCUCAAGCCCCAGACCAGCUAUGAAACCCAACCGCAGCACACCGCCCCCGAGCAGCCGCAGAUUGAUCUGCCCCAGGAUGAAGCGGAAAGUCCCAGUGGUGCCGGUGGUUCCAGUGGCCACGGGGGAUAUCAGGAGCCUGUCAUUGUGCUGCGCAUUCCGGGACCCGCCAAGUACGCCGCCCAUUUGCAGACCCUUCUCCAGCAGUAUCUCGAGAUCAGAGCGGCCCAGUACCUCAGCUUGCUCCAGGAGGCAGAUCAGCAGCAACAACAGCAGCAGCAGCAACAUGCGGAUCCUUCGCAGCAGUACGGGCCACCAGAACCUGCCACCUACCACCAGGAAGUGAGCUAUGCCCACCAACUGGCACCCACGCCGGCACCAGUGCAGUAUGCACCCAUCGAUGAUGUCUACCAGAGCUACAAGGGUCGCCACCAGCAACAGCAACAGCUGCAGCUGCAGCAGCCACAAUAUGAGCCGCAACAAUACUACGCGCCCAUGGACUACCAGCAGCCCACACAGUUCUACUAUGCCCAGCCGCAAUCCCAUCUGCAGCAGCAGCCUCAGCUCUAUCUGAUAGCAAUGGCCCAGCCGGAACAGGAACCGGAGCCACAGCCACAGCAGCACCAUCAUCAUCAUCAGCAGCAGCAGCAGCAGCCAAUAUACGUGCCGGAGUCUGAUCCGCCGACAGGUCCUUCAGGUGUUUCCGAACAGGAACCGGAGGCGGAGCACAGUCUGCCCAUCACGGAAAACAACCCACGACCCACCCACACCAAGGUCAUCUUCAAUCCGUAUCCCUACCACCAGCAGCAGCAGCAUCACCACCAGCAGCAGCAUCAGCAGCAGCAACAACAGCAGUCUGACAUCGAGGAGCAGGAGCAGCAGUCGGAGGGCGAACGGCCCUUCAACUACCACGCCCAUGCGAUCAAGAUGCGCCAGGGCAAGAGGGCGGCCAAGCCGGAACCUGCGGAUGCGGAUGUGGGGCCCAGUGCGGGCGACAAGGGACUGCAACAGAUCAGGGAGUAUGUGAGGGAGAAACUGGGCGCUGAAAUGGGUUCGGCUGUGGAAUACAAGACGACACAGCUGCUCGAGGGCUGAUGUCUGGAUACACGUCCAUUUGGGGGCGUGGAAACUCACUUGAAAGAACGCACUGUCUCUGCCUGGAUCAACUACACAAAUUUCAAACUGGGCCACUUUCAACGAUGCCUCAGAAUUCUCGGAAUAUUUAAAAUCUUUCAAUUCUAUAAUGUGUCUCUAUAUCCAAGCCAUCUUUAAAACGAAUUCUAACAUCCGGAGACAUAUUUCGCACUCAUUUCCCAAACAUCUGCUGAUUGCAGAUGUGUAAAGUAGUGAUGUCCAGCUUACUUUUAAGGCUUGGGGCAUAAAGUCCAGCAAGACAGUAAAAUUCCAGUGAGUGCCAUCCCCACGUUUGCUCGUAUUGUUAACACAAUUGCUUCUUGUGCCUGAUAUCCGCUCAUUAGUAUUUAUUCCAAGCUAGAGGAGCAGAAAGAUCCCGGGGUGAUCCUCCAGCUCCAAAUCUCAUCUAACACCUACCCGCAAUCCCUAAGCCAAGGCAUACUUUUGGCCGGGAAAGAGUGCGCCUAAGGAUAGGCAGACUUUUACCUUUCUUAGUGAAGAGGUGCUGCCGGGACACAUUCGCUUUUCAUUAUUUUGUACGACGUUUUUUUUAUGUUGUUUAUAUUGUUAACCAAGAAAAUGUGCUGCUGAUCAUGUGUGCAAUAUUUAGUCUUAAUGUGCUUCUUGAUUUACCUAUAUGUACUUGUAUUUUUGUACAAUUAAACCGAAAAGAAAUUAAUU